Hyaloperonospora brassicae is the source of this 789-nucleotide messenger RNA. Lineage: Eukaryota; Oomycota; Peronosporomycetes; Peronosporales; Peronosporaceae. The record is from the annotation of a GenBank genome assembly.
AUGGGGUCGCCGGUGAACGUGGACUCGUUGCACUACUGGGGACCGAUCUCGGACCACGCCCCGUGCUGCUCGUCGAUCAAAUACGCCCAUCUGAAUACGGUCAACAACUCGUGGGUAAAAGCUGCUCAACAGCAGGCGGUGUGCGACCGCGCGCUCACCGUGAGCAACAGCAGCACGAACUUCACUAUCAGCGACACGAUCAUUGUGACUCAUUCGAUGGGAAGCUUGCUCGUAGGUGCCGCUAUUGCUGGCGGCAUGUGUGAGCUCAGCUCGAGCUCAACUUGGGUGAGCAUGGCAACGCCCAUGUCAGGAAGCAUGGGCUCGGACUUUGCCCAAGACGUGUGCGAUGGAAAAUCCAAUGCCUUGAUGGAAAAGGUCGCUGACAUUCGACAGCAGUGUCCAGUGAACAUUGCUACGAAGUCCGUGGCGUACGAGAACGGCACUCGCAGCUUCUCGCACCUCAACAGAGCUUACAAAUCCGCUCAAAAGGCGUAUCGGAAGCACGUGUCAGCUGCCAUGUGCAGCAGCAGCAGCUCGGGCCUCUUGUCCACCUACCAAGCAAGAUUCUGGUUGCUCAGCGAAAUCGUUCCGCACAAAUCCAAACAAAAUGACGGCAUGGUCGAGUAUGCGAGCUGCACAAGCGGGUUGGACGAGGGCAAGUUCGAGAGCGACUACAGGAGUCGCUUCUAUCGGUCAAAGCUAAACCACUGGGACAUGCAGUUCAAAAGCGGCGACGGAUUGCUGAACAAGGCAAAGAUGCCCGUGAAAUGGUUCGAGUGUCUGCUGUAG